This is a messenger RNA of Lolium rigidum, 1425 nucleotides long. Its product is annotated as 2-oxoglutarate-dependent dioxygenase 19-like. The record is from RefSeq and is a predicted model, not a curated record. NCBI's taxonomy places the organism in Eukaryota, Viridiplantae, Streptophyta, Magnoliopsida, Poales, Poaceae. The coding region runs from base 1 to 1041 and encodes 346 amino acids. The transcript has 4 exons.
AUGGCGUCGCCAUCUCGCGGUCAUUUCCCUAACCGUCCAAAUGGAGAUAGCGGUGAGUGUGCCGGUGCAUCCAGUCGGGACGGCAUCCCCGUCAUCGACCUGGGCAUCCUCCUGAACGGCGACGCCCAGGAACAGUCGCGGGCGAUCCGGGACCUCGGCCGGGCCUGCGAAGAUUGGGGAUUCUUCAUGGUGAUUAACCAUGGGGUGCCCGAGGCUCUCCAGGAAGCAGUGAUGGAGGCGUGUAAGGAACUGUACAGCUUACCAAGGGAGGAGAAGGCAGAGUACAUUGCUGCUGGCCCAAAGGAUCCUAUACGUAUCGGAACAGGCUUGUUCUACUCUGAUGUGGACGAUGCCGUAUGUCGGAGGGACUAUUUGAAGAUGAUUGCUCACCCAGAAUUCCACUGUCCUGCAAAGCCUGCAAACUUGAGGGAGAUCACUAUGGAGUACUCUAUUCGCACGCGGGAGCUACUGCUGGAGCUUGCGCAGGCAAUCUCUAAGAGCCUGGAACUUGACGGUGGUCGGGUUUCUGAGGCCCUAAACCUUGAGUCCUGCUUCCAGAUCCUUGUCGGGAACAAUUAUCCACCUUACGCUGGCUCAGAUCGGGUUAUGGGAAUUUCGGCUCACUCUGACCAUGGCCUUCUCACUGUGCUCUUCCAAAAUGGUGUUGAUGGCCUCGAAGUCAACCACAAUGGGCAGUGGCUCCUCGCAAAGCCUCUUCCAGGCUCACUCUUCAUUAUCACCGGCGAUCAGUUGGAGAUUGUGAGCAAUGGAAGGUACAAGGCUGUGGUCCACCGUGCACUGGUCCGUGGUGAGCAUACCAGGAUGUCGUUUGUUAGCAUGAUCGGACCAUGCCUAGAUGCCAUCGUCGAGCCAGUCCCAGAGCUGGCACGGUCUGCCCCCCAGGGCAUGGAGUUCCGAGGAAUCAAGUACAGGGACUACAUGGAGCACCAGCAGAGCAGCAGGAUCAAUAAGAAAGCAGCGCUAGAUAUUGUUCGCGUGCAGCAUAACAUAUUGACAUGUGAAGGGACACCAAACAAUUGAACAGAGGCUGCUUCUGGAGGUUACAGUCAUACAAACUGAUAUGCUGAAGAUUUAUGUCCUAGCAAGCAAGGAAUCAGUACACACCAUGGCAUAGUAUUUGCAAAAUCAGCAAGCUCCAUCUUUGAAGGGGUACUAAUUCUGCAGUACAGACAGAAGAUAGAUUGAUGAUACAUUCUCACUACUGGGUGGGCAUGGACAAUAACAAAGCAAGUGCAAGAGCCUAGUGUGUUGCUAAAGUGUGACCUGAAUUGAUAGGGAGUGUAUGCUUGCUUGGUCACAUUUGGUGAACCCUUGUCUUCAAUGGUUCUUGGAGAUGAAUAGUAUAAAGUACGCUUCGCAUGUGGAAAGAAGAAUAGACAAUAUUCCACUGUAAUUUAGGGGUGU